GACAAUACUUAAUAUUAAGCGCUUGUGUACGUAUAAACACUUCAGACUUUAAUAAUAUGAACUAUGAAGGUAAGAAAAACUGCUCUUUUCUGGCUGCCAACGGCUUUCUCCGGUCUUGAAACCGGAAACAGUCUCAAUUCCGGUUCCCGACGCGCCAAAAACGAAAAACAAGACGUGACGUUCCGCACGUCUGUUUACAUCUGUAGUAACCAUUCAUCCUGACCGAGUGACGAGAGACUAGGUGGACAUAAACACAACGUUUUUAUUUCAGGUUGAAGAAUGACAGGAUAACUAAAGAUCACUGAGUGAAACUGUCCUUGAGUGAGUAUAACAGAGAAUUUGCUAAUUGGAGGUUAAUACGGACUUGAAGAUGAGUAAGUGGGGGGAUCGACUGAAGAAAGUUGAGCAGCUCGCUCAGUCGUUCCAGAAAAAUCCUCUGACGACACCUUACAAGCCUCGACUGUGGCCCUGCCAGCCUUCGUCUGUUUGGAAAUUCUUCCCUCGUCAAUGCAUGGCUAUCAGCUUCGCUCAGAGCUGCAAAGAGGCUGUGCACGUUUUUGCACUUGAAAAAGAAAAGGAGGCGGUGGGUCAAAGGAUUUACCUGGUUACCAGUUACAGUGAGCUGUGGUUUUACUACAGGACUUACACCCAGUCUUUGAUGCACUGUUACGAGGUGAUACCAGAGGGAGCUGUCUGUAAGCUCUACUUGGACUUGGAGUUUCACAAACCUUCAAACAAUGGAUCUGAUGGGAAAACUAUGGUGUCUUUGCUUAUCCAGUACGUCUGUGACAAAUUAUUGGAAGUUUAUGGGAUUGAAUGCUCUGCGAAAAAUGUCCUCAAUCUCGACUCCAGCACUGAGGAGAAAUUCAGCAGACAUCUCAUCUUCUGUCUCCAACAAGCAGCUUUCAAAGACAACAUUCAUGUUGGAAGGUUCAUCCAUGCAAUUCUUCAGCCUGUCCUAAACAAACCCAAAAAUGGAAGCCACCUUGAUAAUGGAGUGGAAACACGAACACAAGCAGCGAGUCCAGAGAUGAAGAGGCGUAAAGAGGAAGGGAGAGACCUCAGCUUCCUCCAGGUGAAAAACAAAGAUGGUAGAGACUCUCUCUUUGUGGAUCUUGGCGUCUACACAAAGAACAGAAAUUUCCGCCUGUACAAGUCGUCUAAAGCGGGGAAGAAUGCUGCGUUCACUGUGGCAGAAGAUAACCAGUGUAUUGCCAAACCUGAGAAGGGAACUUCUUUGGAGGAAAGCAUUUUCUUGGCCUCCUUAGUGUGUAACGUGAGCUUCACAGGUCAGAGGAUUCUUACAUGGGAUGUCCCAGAAUCAAGUGAGCCCAAAAUCUCUCCCUCUAAGUGCCAACAAGGGUCGGGUUCAGACUCAGGUGCACUUUCUGGCUUCCUGUCAUCCCCUCACCAAGAAGUGGACAACUUUGUAUUAACGGUGGUUAGAAAGGAUGGGAUACAAGGAAGCUUAAGACGAUGGAACUACUUCGCCGCAGAGCAACUUCUUGUUUAUGACAUCGCCAAAUACCGCUGGUGUGAAAACGUGGGGCGGUUUCACAAAAGCAACAACAUCAUGAUCGUUGUGGAUCUGAAAGAGGAAGUGUGGUACCAGAAGUGCCACGAUCCUGACUGCAGGAACUUCAGGUCCUCGAGUUACCCACUGCCACAAGAGAUCUGUAUCAGCUACAUCUUGACGCUGGAUGAGGAGGACCAGGUGUACCUCAUGGACGAUGCUGGCAAUAUUGAAAGCAGCCAGAAACAUAAACCCAUGGGCCCACAGAGCACAGUUCACACAGAGGAGGAGAAAUCUGAUGUGUGGGGAGAUGAACGGGAUGAUCGGGACUAUUUGGAGAGUCUAGAUGAUUUUGAACAGAAGAGUGAAGAGAUCUCAGACCAGCUCCUGCUCAGUUGUAUGGCAGAUUUUGAUUCCCAGUAGAGCAUGAGAUUUGUGUUGUUUUGCAGUAUUGCAUAAAAGACGCUGGCAGCACUUUAAACAUUGUGGAAACAUGUAAUAAAUACUACAUGUAAUAAUAUUUAUUACAUGUGCCGUGGAGAAGGAAGCUGUUCGCUGUUUUGUACGUAGCUGCAGGUGUUUGUGCUUCUGCUCAAGUGGAGAUCCUUGACUGCCUGCUCAAGUUCAAACCGAACAUGAACUGUAACAUAGCACAGCUGCUGCUCUGCUGCAUUCAAAGGAGCCAGCUGAGAUGGUUUGGGAAUGUGAUCAGAUCAGCUCUGCAGACCACACUAGAUUAAAUUUUUGGCCACGUUUCUGUUUGAGAUCAUCUUCUCCACCAUCUCCAGGCUGCCUCCACUGCUCCUGCUAAUUUUAUAAACAUCCCUGGAAGUACCUGGAGAGAACCCAUACAAAUACCACACCGAAUGGCAGCAUGGAGGACCUUCUUGCUAUGAGGUGACAGUGCUAACAACUGCACGACCAUAUUGUGUUUAUUUGGUACAUUUGACAGAUACACUUUCCAUUAUAGCACAAAACUGGACCUUUCUCCCUUUUUGAGAUCACAAGUCAUUAAAAAAAAAACAACUAAACAGUACAGCUUGUGCUGUUAAGAGGUCUUUGACACGAUUGGAUGUACAUCAUGAUCAUUCAUCAGUCAGAAAACCGGCAUUCACAAAAAAACCCUUUUUGUCAAAUGGCUGAAAUAAAGACUGCUGAUUUUGCAAAGUGUCAGUGAAGGACAUGGAAACAAUUUGAAUCAAUUGACUUCUUAAAAAUCAACGAUAAAAAUCACUGUUACUAAAUGUUUUUACCCCAAAUACUUGCAGAAUAUACAAACGACGGUUGUGCAGCUUCAUUCCUCAGCCUUUGGCAUUGCAAUGUUAGGCAUUUAGAAAGCAACAGUGAAUAUGUUACAUGCAACAUUUAAAAAUAACACCAAAAACAAAAGCCCAAAAUCUGUGAACCGACAUGAUUUUCAGUAGGCUGUUAACCAAAAACUUCA
This is a messenger RNA of Oreochromis aureus, 2957 nucleotides long. It is a transcript of the gene primpol, whose product is annotated as primase and polymerase (DNA-directed). Gene Ontology annotation, molecular function: DNA-directed DNA polymerase activity; chromatin binding. Gene Ontology annotation, biological process: mitochondrial DNA replication; response to UV; replication fork processing. The coding region runs from base 371 to 1936 and encodes 521 amino acids. NCBI's taxonomy places the organism in Eukaryota, Metazoa, Chordata, Actinopteri, Cichliformes, Cichlidae. Gene Ontology annotation, cellular component: nucleus; mitochondrial matrix. The record is from RefSeq and is a predicted model, not a curated record. The transcript has 14 exons.